AUGCUCUCUCUCAGGAAAUCUUCACUUCUCGCUCUCGCGACUUCAGCCGCGAAAGUCGCUGCUCACGGCCAUGUAGACUGGCUUGUCACAAACGGCGUUGCAUUUCGAGGCUAUUCUGCUCCAGAGAUGAGCUGGAACCCCAGUCAUCCUCCUGUCGUCGGCUGGACCAACGGUGCCACUGACAAUGGUUACAUUGAGCCCAACUCCUUCGCAGACCCCGAUAUCAUCUGUCACAGAGCGGCGAAGCCAGGGAAAGGCCAUGUAACCGUGGCAGCAGGCGACAAGAUUACUCUUCAAUGGUCAACGUGGCCAGAGAGUCAUAAAGGCCCUGUGAUUAAUUAUCUUGCGAGAUGUCCUGGAGACUGCGAGAGUGUUGACAAGAAUGAUCUUGAGUUCUUCAAGAUUGAUCAAGAGGGGCUCAUUGAUAUGUCAAUGCAUAGUGGCAAGUGGGCAGCUGACGUACUUGUCGCUACCGGCUUCUCCUGGACUCUGCAGAUCCCCGAAACGCUUGCUGCAGGCAACUAUGUCCUCCGCCACGAGAUUAUCGCCGCAGCUCUACACGGCUCUGGUCAGCCCAAUGGAGCACAGAACUACCCCCAAUGCUUCAACCUCAAAGUCACUGGUAACGGAGACUUGGCUCCAAAGGGCGUCAAAGGUACGCAGCUUUACAAGGCCAACGACCCCGGCAUUCUCUUCAACCUGUAUACAACACCUUUGUCCUACAAGAUUCCCGGUCCUACACUGGUUCCUGGCCUCCCUUCUACAGUCUCUCAGAAGGUUGUAUCCGCAACUGCAACAUCGAGUGCAACUGUGCCAGGACAAACACAGGCUAGCACCAGCAGCAAAUCUUCUUCCUCUACAUCAAAGGGAGGCUCUUCGCGAACCAGCACCCCUGUUGCAGGAGGUACAACACUCAAGACUUCAACAACAAGCAAGUCUUCUUCGUCCAGCACAACGAAGGACACGCCACAGCCCACAGAGGACGACGAUAUCAUCUGUGGUCCUGCAACGGGAGGUCUUCCAAAAGAAGAGGUUGCGAGGGAGAAGCAGAAGUAUCUUGCAUUUCAGAAGAGGGCCAAGAGUGGAGAAUUGAUCAAUUUCAGAGACUUGAUUGAGAAUCGAAAGGACUUUCAUCUGAGACAUCCGGAGAACCACUCGCUUGGAUGGAGAUAUGUCCUCAACGCCACUGAAGAUGCGGUCAAGAAUCAAGAGCCAUGGCCCGCAAACCUAAAGAAGCAGGAAGAAGACGAGAAGAAACAGAAAAAGGACGAAGCCAAGAGUGAUAAGAAGGAUAAUAUGCCUGAGCAAGAGCAUGAGUGGAAACGUUCCUUGGAUAAAGACAAGCAUCACGAUGCAUACACAAAGAACAAAGAGAACGAGGAAAAGAAACAGGGAAAGACUUCGGAUGAGGCACCAAAGCUCUCAGACAAGUAUACACCGGCCGAGAUAGCCCCACUCAGAGCGUUGGAGCAUGAAAAGAACUACAUCCAACACCUCAGAGAGAACAACGGAAAGAAUAGGUCCCCUCAGCACAAGAAUCUCACGCAGAUCUCAAUCGACGAACAGGACCAGUUCAGCCCAGAUAACUGGCUUCCUCGCUCCCCAGACCUUAUCCGUCUCACUGGAAAGCACCCUCUCAAUGCCGAAGCGCCGUUGACGCGACUGUACGAGGCUGGCUUGAUCACGCCUAACGAGCUUCACUACGUGCGAAACCAUGGUCCUGUUCCACGUAUACUCUGGGAGUUCCACGAAUUGGAGAUUACCUACGGUGGCAAAACUCAGAAGCUUUCUAUGGAUGAGCUGAAAGAGUUUGAUACGAUCAAUAUUGCUGUUGCGCUUGCUUGUGAUGGAAACAGACGCAAGGAACUCAAUAUGAUUAAGAAGAGCAAGGGCUUCAACUGGGGCGCUGGAGGUGCGAGUUGCGCCUAUUGGAAAGGGCCUCUUCUUCGAGAUGUACUUCUUGCGAAUGGCGUCCCUGAGAACCCGGCGGGACUAGGCGAGAAGCGAUAUUGGGUCAACUUUGAAGGCACUGAUGACUUGAGCGAGGGGAAAUACGCGACCUGCAUCCCUUUUGAGCACGCCAUGGCUCCCAACAACGAUGUCAUUCUAGCCUACGAGAUGAACGACGUUCCGUUACCACCUGAUCACGGAUAUCCCGUUCGAGUUAUCAUUCCAGGAUAUGUUGGCGGUAGGAAUGUCAAAUGGCUCAAUAAGAUCUGGAUAAGUGAGAAAGAAAAUGAUUCUUACUAUCAUAUCUGGGAUAACCGGGUCCUUCCAUCGUUUGUUACUGAGAAAGAUGGUCCUUUUGCCGAAACUCUCUUUCAUCAUCCCGAUACAGCAUGCAAUGAGCAGAACCUCAACUCUGUUAUCGUCAAGCCUGCACAAGGCGAGAAGAUUCCUUUGGGUAGGGCCAAGAAGGGAGAAAACUAUCGCAUCGAAGGUUAUACAUAUGACGGAGGAGGCCAUGAGGUUCAGCGUGUUGAGGUCUCCCUUGACGAUGGAGCAACUUGGCUGUACUGCCUCCGCAAAUUCCCCGACUACCCAAUCCGUCACGGAAACAAGUUCUGGAGUUGGCUCCAUUGGCAUGUCGACGUUGAGAUUUCCCAUGUUAUUCGUGCAAAGAGUAUCAUGGUUCGAUGUUUCAACGUGUUCAAAAACACGCAGCCAAGAGAGCCAAACUGGAAUGUCAUGGGCAUGAUGAACAACUGCUGGUAUACCGUACGUCCAGAGAUCGCUGAGGGCGACGACUCAGAAACGCCUUCUAUUCUAUUCAGACAUCCUGUUGAGCCAGCUACAAAAGACGAGGCGAAGCAAGAAGCUGGUGCGCCUCAGAAGGAGUUUACCCGAGAAGAGAUUGAGAAGCAUAACACUCAGGAUGACUGCUGGCUUGUCGUGGACGGAAAGGUCUACGAUGCGACAAGUGUACUUAAAUGGCAUCCUGGAGGUGCAGCUGCUAUUCUUGGACAUGCUGGUAAGGUGCAUCAGGAGACGAGUGAUGAAUUUGCAAGCAUUCAUGAUGACUACGCUUACAAGAAACUCAAAGAAUGUGCUCUUGGUGUCGUGACUGAAAAGGCAGCCAACUUCAUCAAAGAAAAUGCAGAGGCAGCUGCCAAAGAUGCAACUGAUUCGAGUAACAAGGACGAGCAUCGAGCGUUGGAAAAGCACAGAUGGAUUCCAGUCAAGCUCAUUGAUCGCAAGAACCUUUCCAAAGACACCAGAGCUUAUACCUUCCAACUGCCCGAGGGCAAAAACAUCCUCGGCCUUGGGACAUGUCAGCAUGUCCAGAUUGGUUUCCAUAUGCUAGAUCGGAUGCUCAUCCGCUCCUACACACCCACGAAGCCACUUCUCCCAACCCUAGGUGACAAUAUGACCAAUGGAAGUGCCAAGUCUCUUCGUGACGGAGAUGGCACUUUUGAGCUCACGAUCAAGACUUACUUCCCCGAUGAGAAUCAACCAGGCGGCGCCCUCUCCAACAUCUUGGACUGCAUGCCCAUUGGCGAAGAAGUCGAGCUUCGGGGCCCAACGGGAGAAAUAGUCUACAACGGUAAUGGAGACUUCGUUAUCGAGGGUAAAGUUCGUCACUUCGAUCGUGUAUCCCUCGUGCUUGGCGGCUCGGGGAUAACGCCAGGGUAUUCCCUCCUCGCUCGUAUUCUCCUCUCCGACAACGACAAGACGGAGAUUCGAGUUGUGGACGCUAACAAAACAGAGGCUGAUAUCUUACUGAAAGAGGAGCUUGAGAAGUUUGAGAAGAAGUCUAAUGGACAGUUGAAAGUCACACAUGUCCUGAGUCAUGCUGAUGAUAGCUGGAAGGGAAAGACGGGUCAUGUGAAUGAGGGUAUCAUCAAAGAGAGUUUGUUCGAGCCGUCUGAGAAGAGUGCUGUCUUCUUGUGCGGUCCGCCGGUGAUGAUACAGAAGGCUGCACUUCCUGCUCUCAAAGACUGGGGAUACGUGGAGGAUGAGAAUAUGUUUGGAUUCUAG
Messenger RNA from Fusarium tjaetaba, 3978 nucleotides. RefSeq names its product nitrate reductase (NADH). Bases 1 to 3978 code for a protein of 1325 amino acids. NCBI's taxonomy places the organism in Eukaryota, Fungi, Ascomycota, Sordariomycetes, Hypocreales, Nectriaceae. Gene Ontology annotation, molecular function: oxidoreductase activity; molybdenum ion binding. The transcript has 6 exons. The record is from RefSeq and is a predicted model, not a curated record.